Molecule: messenger RNA, 423 nt
Organism: Paramecium octaurelia
Lineage: Eukaryota; Ciliophora; Oligohymenophorea; Peniculida; Parameciidae
Source: the annotation of a GenBank genome assembly
AUGAAACUAUUAAUAUUAGCAAUCUCUCCCUUUAUCUUCAAUAGUAGCAGAUUGACUGCAGAUAUUUAUGUUGAAUCACUUUGCCUUUAUUGUAUGAUAUUUAUUAAAGAUUCUUACAAUGCUAUUACAACUCCAGACAUUGAGAAAAUGGUACCUAUAAAAUUGAUUCCAUAUGGAAAUUCUAAGAGAUAAGUUGUUGAUGGAAAAUGGGUACUUACUUGUCAACAUGGAGAAUAAGAUGGUUAUGGAGAUUUGAUUGAAUUAUAUGCUUAAGAUAGUAUUCAGCAAGCAUUUAGUAUAGUUGCAGCAGAAGUUCCAAUAGCAGGAGUUGUCCAUUUUUUUCGAAAAUUUUAUUUAAAAACCUUAUACAAAUAAUUCAUUUAUUUAAACUACACAUCACUGCGAAUAAUAUUUUCCUUAUGA